GCGUUGGUCGCGCUGGCGGUCAUCUUCUUUGUGGCCUUGAGGAAGAAGAAGAGAAGCACGAAGGGUUCCCGAGGACAAUACCGGCAUCCACCUGGUCAAAUCGCAUUUCCAAGUAAGUGACCGACUGCAGAGUCCUAAAUCUUCAAUCGAUGAUCGACAAUCCAGGCAAUGGGCAUGCAGAUACCAAGACAGAGAGCCUGUAUGGCAGCAACGGCGGGCAGUUCACGUACGACGAGCUGAUGGGCAUAACCAGUGGGUUCUCUCGCGACAAUCACAUCGGCGAGGGCGGGUUCGGACCUGUGUACAAGGGCGCGUUGCCGGACGGGAGGCAAGUCGCGGUGAAGCAGCUCAAGAUCGGGAGUGGACAAGGAGAAAGGGAGUUCAGAGCCGAAGUGGAGAUCAUCAGCCGCAUUCACCAUCGCCAUCUGGUUUCCCUGGUGGGCUACUGCAUCGUGGAGCACCACCGGUUGCUCGUCUACGAGUUCGUCUCCAACAAAACACUGGAGCACCAUUUGCAUGGGGAAGGGCUUCCUGUUCUCGACUGGGCAAAGAGAACGAGGAUUGCCAUAGGCUCAGCUCGUGGACUGGCAUAUCUGCAUGAAGACUGCCAUCCUCGGAUCAUCCACAGGGACAUCAAGUCAGCCAACAUCCUUUUGGAUGAAUCUUUCGAAGCACAGGUUGCGGACUUUGGGUUGGCAAAACUAUCAAAUGAUGCCCACACUCAUGUGUCAACUAGAGUCAUGGGAACAUUUGGGUACUUGGCACCAGAAUAUGCAUCAAGUGGAAAAUUGACAGAUAGAUCUGAUGUGUAUUCCUUUGGAGUUGUGCUACUAGAACUCAUAACUGGGAGAAAGCCUGUGGAUCCAUCUCAGCCUUUAGGGGAUGAGAGUUUAGUCGAAUGGGCUCGACCGCUAUUGGUUCAUGCUCUCGAAACAGGUGAAUACGAAGAACUGGUAGACCCCAAGCUCGAAAACAAUUUCGCCAAGAGUGACAUGUUACAGAUGAUUGAAGCUGCUGCUGCUUGUGUUCGUCAUUCUGCUCCCAAGCGACCAAGAAUGGUGCAGGUGUUGAGAGCUUUGGAUGGCGGGGGAAGCUUACCUGACCUAUCCAAUGGUGUCAAAUUUGGACACAGCACCGUGUAUGACUCUGGGAAGUACUCGGCUGACAUCGAAAAGCUGCAAAAGAUAGCGUUCGGGAGCAAUACCUUCAGCAUCGACUAUGAUCAUUCCACAGAACACGAACACGAUGAACAGCAGAGCGUGACGCAGACGCAGACGCAGACGCAGAGCAGCAAUGGAGUCUAG
Molecule: messenger RNA, 1304 nt
Organism: Musa acuminata AAA Group (dessert banana)
Lineage: Eukaryota; Viridiplantae; Streptophyta; Magnoliopsida; Zingiberales; Musaceae
Product: proline-rich receptor-like protein kinase PERK12
Exons: 7
Coding region: 150-1304 (384 amino acids)
Biological process (GO): protein phosphorylation
Molecular function (GO): ATP binding; protein kinase activity
Source: RefSeq, a predicted model, not a curated record